Molossus molossus (Pallas's mastiff bat) is the source of this 894-nucleotide messenger RNA. RefSeq names its product CBY1 interacting BAR domain containing 2 (gene CIBAR2). Gene Ontology annotation, biological process: cilium assembly. Gene Ontology annotation, cellular component: ciliary transition zone; ciliary basal body. The transcript has 9 exons. The coding region runs from base 1 to 894 and encodes 297 amino acids. The record is from RefSeq and is a predicted model, not a curated record. Lineage: Eukaryota; Metazoa; Chordata; Mammalia; Chiroptera; Molossidae.
AUGAACGUGGUUCUCUUCAGGGACAGCCAGGCGAGGGUGAUGGAGAACACCGUGACCAACGCAGAGAAGUACUUUGGCCAGUUCUGCUCGCUGCUGGCUGCCUACACCCGAAAGACAGCCCGGCUUCGGGACAAGGCCGACCAGCUGGUCAAGCAGCUCAUCGACUUCGCCAACACCGAGAGCCCCGGGAUGCGGGCCGCCAUGAGGAACUUCGCCGAGGACCUGGCCAAAGUGCAGGAUUACCGGCAGGCCCAGGUCGAGAGGCUGGAGAUGAAGGUGGUCAACCCCCUGAAGCUCUACGGGCCUCAGAUAAAGCGGACGCGGGCCGAGAUCAAGAAAUGCAAACGUGCCCGGAAUAACGAGAUCAAACAACUGGAAAAGCUGGAGAAGUUGAGGCAGACGUCGCCUUCAGAUAGGCAAAUAAUCUCCCAGGCGGAGACCAGCGUGCAGAAGGCCUCGGUGGACGCCAGCCGUACCACCCACCAGCUGGAGGAGAUGUUCGGCGCCUUCCAGAAGCAGAAGCUGAAGGACUUGCAGAACAUCUUCUUGGACUUCGUGGGCAUCGAGAUGGCCUUCCACGCCAAAGCGGUGGAGGUGUAUUCCAGCGCCUUCCAGAGCCUGGACAGCUACGACCUGCAGGAGGAUCUGGAGGAUUUUAGAUCCAAGAUGUGCAGAGUUUAUGGACAUUACAACGCUCGGCCACUCACGAACACUCCCUCCGCAGCUGGCCCGUGGCCUCUCCCCUGCCAGAGCUCUCAGAGCACCAUACGGAGCCAGAGAAAAGAAGAGGAGGUGAGUGAGGACGACUCUGCUGAGGAAGACCCAGAGGAGGACCUCAGGGGAUGGGGCGGGGACUCCAUCAAUAGGACAAGAACUCCCCAGUCGGAAAACUAG